CAGAGAGCUAGGCCUAGAGAAGCUCUUGUGCCACCCGUCCCAUGUGGGAGGAUUAAGGAUUCCUGCCAUCUCCGCUCUCUGCUUCCACCACCAGUAAUGGAGGGGAUAUCUGAAAAUCGACUUGAAGCUGCUGAUUGCUGUCAAGGCAGAGGAACAAAUAAAAUCGUUGGACGGGACUGUACAUACCACUGGGGAUCGGUUCUGCUGUACCAUCACAGACAGUGCUGGCAGGUUCUUCAUCGUUGCGGACAUUUCCGGAAAGAAAAAGGCGACUUUUUUUUCUUGAACAACCAAUAAAAUAUCCAAUAAGAUA
This is a messenger RNA of Staurois parvus, 313 nucleotides long. NCBI's taxonomy places the organism in Eukaryota, Metazoa, Chordata, Amphibia, Anura, Ranidae. The record is from the annotation of a GenBank genome assembly.